AUGAGCUCCAGAGAUUACCAAUUGUAUAAGUACACACCUUCCAAGGUUGCUGCAAUAGUAUCUGCCAUAGUUUUUGCAGUUUGUGCUGUGGUGCUUGUUGUUCAGUUACAAUAUCUUGGGCGCGUGUACCGCAGACGUGGGCUCGAGAAAAAGGUUGUGAGAAGCAUUUGGAGUAAGCAUAUUUGUUUGUUACUGGGAUGUGUGUUUGAGGCUGUGGGGUUUCUUGCUCGUAUAGUUUCAUCCAAUAACCAGAAUGCAUUAGGACCGUAUAUUGUACAGUCAUGUUUAGUGUUGGUGGCACCAGCGCUAAUGGCUGCUUCGAUAUACAUGCUCUUUGGCAGAAUGUUAAGGCUGCUGCAGCUCACAAGCCUGUCAUUUGUACCGUCGAGAUUUUUCACGGCCGUUUUUGUUACAGGAGAUCUUGUCAGUUUUAUGAUGCAAUGUACGGGAGGAGGGAUGAUGGCUACGGAGUCGAAGCAAACUCUAGGGACCAGGAUUGUGUCGGUUGGUUUGGUGGUGCAGUUGAUAAUCUUUGGGCUGUUUAUGAUAACGGAGGUGCGGUUUGCGAUGCAGGCGGAGGCGAAGUCGCCGCUGGUGAAGUCGAUUUCGCGGACUUGGUUCAAACUGAACAUGGUGCUUUUUGCGGCAAGUAUGCUGAUUCUGGUGAGAUCUGUGAUCAGACUAGUAGAGUUUUUCCAAGGAUUUGAUGGGUACAUUAUCACGCGCGAGUGGUUCCUGUAUGCGUUCGAUGCGUUGCCCAUGGCGGCGGUUCCUGUGAUGGUGAUAUGUAUUUACUGGAGGCACAGCAUUUUUGAGCUUGAAGAUGAAGUAAGUAAGUUCGAGUGUGACACAUUGAUGUAUAAUAUAAAGGCUGGGGAAAUAAUUGAGUGA
Molecule: messenger RNA, 891 nt
Organism: Eremothecium cymbalariae DBVPG#7215
Lineage: Eukaryota; Fungi; Ascomycota; Saccharomycetes; Saccharomycetales; Saccharomycetaceae
Gene: PUG1
Product: Pug1p
Exons: 1
Coding region: 1-891 (296 amino acids)
Cellular component (GO): membrane
Source: RefSeq, a predicted model, not a curated record